This is a messenger RNA of Carica papaya (papaya), 1796 nucleotides long. Its product is annotated as putative serine/threonine-protein kinase PBL25. Gene Ontology annotation, molecular function: protein kinase activity; ATP binding. Gene Ontology annotation, cellular component: plasma membrane. Gene Ontology annotation, biological process: protein phosphorylation. NCBI's taxonomy places the organism in Eukaryota, Viridiplantae, Streptophyta, Magnoliopsida, Brassicales, Caricaceae. The record is from RefSeq and is a predicted model, not a curated record.
AGUAGGAGACAAAAGAAGAAGAAGAAGAAGAUGGGGUUGCAAUCAGUAGAGGCUUCACCAAGAGAAAGCGUGAUAGUUGUGAUGGACGCAAACAGGAACAAAGGAGUGGUAGAUGCACUUGACUGGGCUCUUAAACACGUUGUUCGUCCCAAAGAUAAGGUUGUGGUACUUGGGAUUUUGUGUGACAUUGGGAAGAAGAGUUCCUGCUUUCCCUUGAACAUGGGCAUCAGCAUCUGGGGUAUAUGGGAGAAGCUCGAGUUCUCAGGACAAGGAGAUGUUAAUCCCAGAGAACUUGGAGAAGAAAUUGAGCGGAAAAGAGAACAGUAUCAGAAUAUUCUGCAACCAUUCUACCGACAAUGCAAAAGAAAUGAGGUGAAGCUGGAAGUGAAACUUGCAGCAGGAUUACGUCCUGAUAAUACCGCAGUUGAAGAAGCACAGAAAUCUUGCACUCGGUGGAUUGUUUUAGACAGUCACUUGAAGAAAUACAAGGUCUUCAUAUACGAGCGUGUGGGAUGCAACAUUGCAGUGAUGAAAAGAAAAGAUGUUGCUACCUUGGUACCAUCAAAAGCUCCUCAAAAUGAGAAUUCUCCUAUGAUGUCAGAUACAACUGAUGAUGCAAAUUUUGCUCCAAACCAGCUUGAGAACCCAAAAAACAAAAUCCUUGAUGCUAUUCAAGAUGAGGAUAUCAGCUCACCUCCACACGGAUUACGUCCAUGCUGGUAUCCAUUGUCAUCAAGAAAUGGUUAUCCUCGAGCAUUUCUGGAAAGUGAAAUUGGAGUCAUAACAAAUGGAUUUGCCAAUGCAAAUCUUAUUGAGGACAAGAAUAAUAUCCAAAUUUAUCUAGGAAUUUGGGAGGACACACCUGUUAUAGUGAAGUCUUUCUUGGUAAAUGAUGAAUGUUUCUGGAGAAUGUUGAUGAUUCUUUCAAGGGUACGCCAUCACAAUAUUAUGAACCUUGUUGGAUACUGCUGCACAGGCACUAGCAGAUUCAUGCUUUUUGACUGCACAUGCUCUGGUACCAUUGAAAUGAACUUACAAUGUGAUGAGUCAGCUAGAAAAUUGACAUGGAGGACAAGGUGGUGCUUAGCUCUAGAGAUAGGUGGAAGCUUGCGUUACCUCCAUGAGGAGUGUGCUGAUGGACCAAUAGUUCACCUUUCUGUUUGCUCCUCCAACAUUGUCUUCAUCCAUGGUUGCCCUGCCUUGCUGGGGAAUUUCACUACUGCUAAAUGGAUAAAAGAUGAAAUCUCAACCCCCGAGGAUUCUUCAGCAGAGAGUAUAAAUGUAGAGAGAAACGAGCUCCUUGGCAUUGAUGUCCAUGAUUAUGGAAUCUUUCUGAUUGAACUAAUUAGUGGAAAGAGUGUUUCAUGUUUUGAAGAUGAGAAGUCCUUAAUUGGAUGGGCAUUGCCACUCCUGGAAAAUGAUUCAUUAGCCCAACUGAUGGAUCCCAGGGUGGGGGAUACUUGUGAUGCUAGGGCUGUUCAUAAUAUGGCGCAGGCUGCCUUGCUCUGCUUAAAGAAUGAUCCGGCUCACAAGUUUGCCAUAAGUGCGGUACUAGCUGUUGUUCGCGGUGACAAGCUUGCAAUGUCCAGGAGCUGAAUUGUGUGUAUAUAUAUAUAUAUAUAUAUAUACACACACAUGUAUAUGAAUAUUCUUGCUGUGUGUAAAACUAAUUACAAGUUACAAGGUCACAUAUUGUGAAUUUUCAUACAUGAUCCGUGUUAUCUUCUAUUAGUUGCUCAUGGCUGUAUAUGUAAACUGCGUCUCAAGAUGCAAUGGAGGGUGGCUAUUCUGGAGAA